This is a messenger RNA of Rhipicephalus sanguineus (brown dog tick), 2341 nucleotides long. RefSeq names its product conserved oligomeric Golgi complex subunit 7 (gene Cog7). Gene Ontology annotation, cellular component: COG complex. The record is from RefSeq and is a predicted model, not a curated record. The transcript has a single exon. Gene Ontology annotation, biological process: intracellular protein transport; Golgi organization; retrograde vesicle-mediated transport, Golgi to endoplasmic reticulum. Bases 49 to 2292 code for a protein of 747 amino acids. Lineage: Eukaryota; Metazoa; Arthropoda; Arachnida; Ixodida; Ixodidae.
UAUCCGCGGCUUUGCAUUGUAAACAAAGCUUGACGUGGAGGUUCUAGCAUGAACCUUUCGGCGUUUUCUAAUGAAAAUUUUGACUCGAAAGAGUGGAUCAACCAUGCCUUCCAGGCGCCAGAGGCACAAGAAAACAAGGAAGCAUACGCGUCUGAAGUGGCUUUCAAGCUUCAACUGUUCAUUCAGGAAAUGAACAGCGCCUUGGAGGAAACCGCCCAACAAGUGCAACAGAAUCUACCAAGGGUGUUACGUGAAGUGGAGACAAUGCAACAGGAAGCUGCGCUACUAAAAUUGCAGAUGGCUGCAGUGCAGAAGGACAUAGCUAAGGUGGAGCAGGAUUCAUCGACGUCAAUGAGAACUCUCCUCGAACUGGACACGAUCAAGCUGCGGAUGUUGGAUGCCAACAAGGCGCUGCGAGAAGCCGACAACUGGACGACUCUGUCGGCAGACGUCGACCAGGUCUUCCAGAGUGGCGACAUGCAGGCGAUCACAGAGAGGCUCGUGGGCCUGCAGGCAAGCCUGGAGAUACUCGUAGAUGUUCCCGACUACGAGCAACGCUUGCAAAAACUGGAGUCGCUCAAGAACCAACUAGAGGCCAUGCUUAGCCCGCUCUUGGUGCAGGCGUUCACGACACAGUCCAUCGAAGCUGCAAAAUCUUACGUGCGGAUAUUUUCCGACAUGAGACGAAUGCCGCAGCUACUGAAAUAUUACCACAACUGCCACAGAAACAAACUUGUCGACGCUUGGCGCAAGAUCGUCGACAGCGAAGCCGACGACACGUUUCUUGAGUGGCUCAACAACUUCUACGACGUUCUCAUAGCGUCUUGGCAUUCCCAGGUGACUUGGUGCAGUCAGGUGUUCCCUGACCCGCCAGCUGUAUUCAUCCUGUCGGAUGUCGUCGUCGACGCCAUCACAAACCUGGACCCAAGUUUGCAGUUCUGCCUAGAAGCCGCCAUGAAACAGCAGAAAAGCUCGACGGUUUAUUUAACUGAAAUACUGGAAGUCUCUGAACAGCUUUGUAAAAGCCUUGGUCAUUCGAUAUCAACUGCUAAUUCAGACUUCAUGUCCAGCCCUCAUGUUGUGGCUUUGAUGAAAUCCGUAUUUUCAAUGUUUCAUCCACACCUCGAAAAUUAUGACAAAUUAGAAGAAAAAUGCUUGCUGGGAGAAUUGUCACUUAUACCGACACAAAGCGAUGACAUACGAGAUUCAGUAACCCUGCUGUCCGACUCGGUUUCUAAAGUGUUUGGACUGGCCAAGGAAGCUGAGAAACGUUGCAGUCGUCUUCUUCAUGGAUGUUCGUAUCCAGAACUGUUGAAGUCCAUAAAGGCACUUUUUCGAGCUUAUUUUGAGCUUUGCCACGCUGUCCUGAUGCAGCUGAAGUCUUCAUCAAAGCUAGAUGAACUGGACAGUUGGACAAUGUUUCAGUAUGCCCUGAAGUGCAUGCAGACAGCAGGCGAAAUCUCAAUUCAGCUUGCUGCUUUUGAUAAGAGCAUAACAGCAAACAUCAAAACGGCACUGAAACAACUCCAUAUUCAAAAAAGCACGUUUGAUGGGUCUGAUGAGGCCACGGAAGACAAGAAGGGUAACAUUCUGAACGAUCACAGCACGCUGCUGCUGCCAUCCGUCAUGCAGCGCAGCUUGAGGGACUUUGCUACACAAGUGCACCUAGAAGACUUUGUUGCAUUCCCUGAAAGCAUGCGGGCCAUUGCAAAGCUAUGCACUGAGUUCACCAAAUUCACGUUUGACACUGUCUUUGCCGAAGUGCAGCGCCACUUCAGCAGUGUGCCUUCCCUGAAGGUGUGGUCUCUUGAGAACCCAGAUGGCGUUCUAACAACAGACUUGCCAGCAUUCAGCAUUUCUCCCAUGGAGUACAUCACACAGAUCGGCCAGUACCUGCUAACCAUACCACAACACAUUGAGCCAUUCAUCGUCGAAGAAAAUGAAGCUUUGUCUACAGCAUUAAAACACAGUAGUCUUCCUCAUGUAAUUGAGGGGAUUAGCACCGACCACGUGGCAGACUACCUCCUCGGUUGUGUAGCCCAGGCCACAAUGUACACGUACAUUGACACAGUGAUGCAGAUUGAGAAGCUGACACGGCAAGCAUCAGCGCAGCUGGCUACUGAUAUCAGUUACCUGUGCAAUGUGUUGGAUGACCUUGGUUUGCCACCGCUUGAGAGCCUUCAACACUUGGUGGCCCUUCUGAAAUGCCCACCCGAAAAGUUUGCAGCUACUGCAGUUGGAAAACCUAAUCAGCUAGUACAAACAGUGCGUAUGAUGAGAGGAAUACGGUGAACUUUGCUCAGAUGUUUUGUUAUUGAAUUAAACCUAAACUCUCCGCUUA